UUAGCCCCCCGCGGGCUAGUAUAUAAGACCCCACGAGCCCGAUACGUACAUGUCAGUCACAUCGGCUUGGCGCAGGCUUCUCUUCUUGACCAACAACAACCCCACAAACUUGAGAGAUGGCACCCAAGAAGGCCAAGAGGAGACAGCAGCAGGGUGAGGGUGGCUCCUCCAACGUGUUCUCCAUGUUUGAGCAGAGCCAGAUUCAGGAGUACAAGGAGGCUUUCACAAUCAUUGACCAGAACAGAGACGGCAUUAUCAGCAAGGACGACCUCAGGGACGUGUUGGCCACCAUGGGCCAGCUGAAUGUGAAGAAUGAGGAGCUGGAGGCCAUGGUGAAGGAGGCCAGCGGCCCCAUCAACUUCACCGUCUUCCUGACCAUGUUCGGAGAGAAGCUGAAGGGUGCUGAUCCCGAGGACGUUAUCGUCAGCGCUUUCAAAGUCCUGGACCCCGAGGGUACUGGCUCCAUCAAGAAGGAAUUCCUUGAGGAGCUCCUGACCACCCAGUGCGACAGGUUCACCGCUGAGGAGAUGACCAACCUGUGGGCCGCCUUCCCCCCCGAUGUGGCUGGCAACGUGGACUACAAGAACAUCUGCUACGUCAUCACACACGGAGAGGACAAGGAGGAGUAAACCCCUGUCUCUCUGGUCAAACCCACACUCGCGCCACCGUCUACUCGCCCCCCCCCCUCCGUCCAACGCCAUGGCUUCCUUGCACACGCUCCCUCCCUGGCCCGCUCUCUCCACUUACAAGCUCACUACAAAAAGACUCAGUGAGAGGACUGAAGGCUGUGGGGGUGUUUUUGUGUGAGUACAAACAGGGGAACAUUGGAUUAUUUUCAAUAAAAAUAGUCUUAUGACCUUGAAACUCUUUCUCCAUCUCCAUCCCUGCCUCUUCCUCCUCCUUUUCCUCCCAUCGCUCAUUCUGUCUUACUGAGGCCAACAGUGUGUGCAUCACACCUGCAUGCAGCAUAUAUGCAUAUACAGUCUAGUGUUUGCAGCGGUCACUUCAAAUGUCUUUUGGGUGCUGUGGUGCAUGCAGUCACUUGCUUGAAACAAGCAGCUUUAACCCAGGGCAGAAUAUUCAAUGGAUUUGUGCUUUUGUAUUGGAGAGGAUCACACAGUAAAGGAGAGUGAGUACUGUACUAUAAUAGUUUACCUACCCCUCUCCUUUUAAACCCUCUGUCCCUCUCUUAUACACAGGUGUAAAAGGAAAGAUGCAGAAAGAGGAAAUCAGGAUUUUAAGUCUUGUAAAUAGGGAGGUAGAUGAUGAGAGAUGGUGAGUGGAAGAAAGGAAAGAAAAAGGCAAAAGUAAAGCAUCUUUGUUUUUUUUACUCUUCUUCCUCCCUCUCACUGCUGUUUCUCCCCUGUUGUUGUGACUGCAUCUGUGUCUUUACUGUAACAAGAGAAGAAGUACAAAUAAAAUCCACUAUCUUUCGUA
Molecule: messenger RNA, 1437 nt
Organism: Betta splendens (Siamese fighting fish)
Lineage: Eukaryota; Metazoa; Chordata; Actinopteri; Anabantiformes; Osphronemidae
Gene: mylpfb
Product: myosin light chain, phosphorylatable, fast skeletal muscle b
Exons: 6
Coding region: 117-629 (170 amino acids)
Biological process (GO): skeletal muscle tissue development
Cellular component (GO): cytoplasm
Molecular function (GO): calcium ion binding
Source: RefSeq, a predicted model, not a curated record